AUGGGUGAAUAUAUCGGUGACAAUUCACGGAGUCGUAGUAGCGACGAAAGUGGGACGUAUGACGAAUGGAUUCCGUCCUUUUGCGCGCGAUUUGGUCACGAAUACUUCUGUCAAGUGCCGACCGAUUUCAUAGAAGACGAUUUCAAUAUGACGGGGCUUGCGCAGGAAGUAGCGCACUACCGCAAGGCUUUGGACUUAGUGUUGGACUUAGAGGCAAUGAGUGAAGAAGAAGAAGCUGAAAAAGAGCAACCAGUGAGUCGCAGUAUCGUGGAACACGCUGCAGAACAGUUGUAUGGACUCGUACACGCGCGAUUCAUUUUAACAAAGCCCGGUUUACAAGCGAUGGCAGAGAAAUUCGAUCACAAGGAAUUUGGUACGUGUCCGCGGUACUAUUGCGGCGGGAUGCAAAUGUUGCCCUGUGGUGUGAGCGAUUCGGUGGGGAAAAAUUCCGUAAGACUGUAUUGUCCGAGCUGUCAUGAUUUGUACUUGCCGCAAUCGUCCCGGCAUUUGUCGCUAGAAGGUGCUUACUGGGGUACGUCGUUCCCAGGCGUGUUUUUGAAGCAUUUCAAAGAAUUAGAAGAGUAUGUGGACCGCAAGGCUAAAGAUACGUAUCAAUUGCGCGUGUUUGGGUUCCGUGUGAACGACGAAGCUGCGUCCGGUGCACGUAUGCGCUGGCUACGGCAGUAUCCUAUCUCUGAGGAAGAUCAACGUGAAUGGCAACAAUGUGAGUUUCAUAUCCCUCCUUUGCAGCGGGGUGCCUGA
Lachancea mirantina is the source of this 762-nucleotide messenger RNA. The record is from the annotation of a GenBank genome assembly. Lineage: Eukaryota; Fungi; Ascomycota; Saccharomycetes; Saccharomycetales; Saccharomycetaceae.